CUUCUGGAAGUAGCGCAAAUUCCUGUUUGGUUUGCGAAUUCGUUUUUACUUUUUAGAUAAAGUGGAAAACGGAAUUCGAAAACUUAGGCAGUUCGGUUUUCUUUUGAGACAGGUUUUCAGGUUUGGUUCCGGCAUCCGGUUGGCUCUGCGGAAGCUGUAAAGCUGUACCUUAAUAGCAAUUGACAGGAUAAAUGUUUAAAAAGAUAAACCAUUUAAAUUCUUCAAUAUGAUUAAGUAAUGCUAAUAUUUUACAAAUAAAUUGAAAAAUUAUAAAACGCUUAAAAUACGAAGUAAGCUUGAUGGCGGCCACGGCAUGGGCCUCCGUUUCUAUUUAGCUCUCUAGCCGCGGAUCAUCCGUUGAACCGUACGCACAUUUUCCCUUUUGAUUGAUGUCAUUGAUUCGGAUAGGAUUGGUCGGAGAAGGGAAGUGAAAGCAUCGAAUCAGCCAGCAGCUGUGGCAGUAUACUGAGAUCCGGAUAAUUUGCCCUUCGACUAUUAAAUUUUUUUAAACUGCUGAUCAUGUCUAGAACAAAAACGCAGAUUCUUUUCCGUAUAGUUCAGGUUCGUCUCAAAUAAAAAUGCUCGACUUCAGCGCGGCUGUGGUAUGUAUAAGUGAUACGACGCCAGGGGUGCGCUGCAUGAUCUGAGCCAGCACGAACCACCGAUCGGAGGCUACGGGAACCGGGUGGACUGCCUGUCGCCGGCCGAGCAACGGGCGGAGCAGUUGUGCGAGGAGGAACGGUACCACAGUCUGUACGCGAAUGAAGUCGAGGAGGAAAUCUAUCAGGAGGAGGCUGCCAAACGACAGGCCGCCAGUGGAGCCGAAAUCGGUUUUGAUUACGAUGCAGCUGCAUCGGUGGAUGGCGCCGCCAUGGUCGGUCCGGCUCCUGCCGAUCCAUUAAUAAGUGCCGACAGCGUCGAAGACGAGAACAGCCUAGAUCCUCCGUUCGUUGCUCCGGCCAAUUUCGAGAUUCCGUCGGAUCUCGUCGAACUGCCAGAAACAAUGAAAGAGCAUGCCAUCGUCGAAAAGACCGCUAAGUUUAUCGCUUCCCAGGACUCGCAGAUGGAAAUUUUGCUGCGAGCGAAACAAGCUGCCAAUCCACAGUUCGACUUCCUGAACCCUGGCGGGCGAUUGUAUCGCUACUACCGUCACGUACUGAUGGCCAUCAAAACAAAUCGAUAUCCGGAAGAGGUUCCCGAGGAAGAAGCCAACCCAGCAGCAGACGAGACAGCGGAAGAAGUUCCGGCAGAAGUUAGUCCUGUAAAACCAAAACUGAUAAUUCCUACCAUCAAGUACAAACCAUCGGUGGAUUGCGCCUACACGCAGUUGAUCAGUAAAAUUACCGGCGCUCCGAUUCCCACUAAAGCUGACGACUCGGAAUCGGACCAGCAGAAGUGUUCGCCGGAACCGACCGAUCCAACACAGCUGACCGCGCUUAGCAGUGAGUUCGAGUAUCGGCUCGAGGAGAAAAGCGCUGAGGUGGCGAAGGUCUCGGCUGGUUUGGCUGGUCUAGUGCAAUACGAUUCCGACAGCGAAGACAGUGCAAGUGAAGCGGAAACAAAGAACGCCACCGAGCCGGAACAGUCGGUUCCGCGGAAGGAGAUAGUUUUCAGCGGGUUGCUUCCACCGGAAAUUUUCCAGCACGUGAUCGAAAAAACGGCCACGUAUGUGGCCAAGAAUGGCUACAGCUUUGAGGACGCUUUGCGAACGAAAAACGAUCCUCGCUUUCUGUUCCUACGAAAGGAGCAUGAAUUCUAUCCGUAUUAUGCUUUCCGCGUGCGCUAUCUUAUCAACCCGUACGAAGAGGUUCGUCCGAAAAGUCCCGAACCGGUGACAAUCACUCGGGAAAUCGAGAAUGGCACCGUGAUAGAAACACCCAGCAUUGGGAUCAAAACGGUCAAUACAGCACCGCAGCCCGUACCACCUCCGCAAACCCAAAUCCAAGCCACUAAGCCGGGCGGAGCGGUGUGCUUUUCGAUCAAAAGCAACAAAGACGAUGCUAGCAAAGGUGCCAAAGCCAACGUCGUUCAGGAAUUGGGUGGUGACGAGGAAGAAACAGACGAACCGGCGGCGACAGAAAAGGAAAAAAGUAAAUCCCCCGUUCCCGAGGGGGAAGUUUCCACUGAACCGUUUGAUAAGUUAGAACAAAUUCUGGAUAAAACCGAAGAACAGCACAGCCAAACUCCUCCGCCAGUUUCGAUAAAUAAUUCGCCCCAGGAAGUUCCCAUCAGUCGCACACCGCCACUGGAAGACGUCCCACAACCCGCGCCGACGGCCGUCGACGUCGACAGCGUCGUUAAAGACCAAAAGCGUAUGGAAGACCGCAUCAAGGACAAGCUGGCGGUGGCAGCCCGCGAGCGGUUGGCAAUGAUCUCGAAGGAAAAGCAACUGCAGCUCGAGCGAAAGCGGAAAGCGAACGCUUUCCUCAGCAUGCUGCAGAAACCUCCCGAUCAGCAGCAACCAGCAGCGGGGACGCCGGAACCGGAACCAGAGCCAGAACCGGAACCCGUUGCCCACUCCGAGUGGUCCCCUCCGUCGACACCGACGCUCCGGUCUCUCGUGCCGGCAAAAAAUGGUCUCGAACUGCUGCAGAACCAAUUCGAGGAACACGAAACCGAACACGAUGAUGACACGUCCGACCUGUCGGUUCAUUCAAUUCCGUCGCAAAGCUCGAGCCCCGGUUCGAAUCGAGUGCCAUCCAGUGCGGACGAUGAUGUGGUUCUGGUGGAAAACGACGACGACGAAGACGCCCGUGGGCGUCCAUCGCGAUCACGAACCCGCUCGCGCUCCGGUUCCAACAGCAAGCUAAAGCACCGCAAAAAACACAAAAGCAACAAAAGCAGCAAGAGCAAAAAAUCAAAAAAGAAAAAAUCCCGCAGCCGAAGUCCGACUCCCGUUCGGAGCAGAAGCAGCAAAACCAAAGCGUCGAAGCGAAAGCGCAGCCGCAGUCGAACCCCGUCGGCUAGUCCACAGCGAUCAUCGCGCAGCAGGUCCCGCUCGGAGCGGGACGCCAAGAAGAAGAAAAAAAACAAAAAGAAGAGUCACAAGACCCACAAAUCUUCCCGGUCAUCUUCGUCGUCCCGGCAUCAUCACCAUCACCACAAGGAGCGAAGGUAGGAAGCUGUGAGACGGACGGUGGCUGCUUUAUUACUUUAAUAGCCGUACGUACGGGAUUGUUGUAAAUGUGUAUUUCCGAGUAGUUUUGUUUAAAUAAUAUUAGCAGCGAAUGACGACACACGGA
Sabethes cyaneus is the source of this 3242-nucleotide messenger RNA. RefSeq names its product protein suppressor of white apricot (gene su(w[a])). The transcript has 5 exons. Gene Ontology annotation, biological process: mRNA 5'-splice site recognition; RNA processing. Bases 872 to 3118 code for a protein of 748 amino acids. Lineage: Eukaryota; Metazoa; Arthropoda; Insecta; Diptera; Culicidae. Gene Ontology annotation, molecular function: RNA binding. The record is from RefSeq and is a predicted model, not a curated record.